CGGGGGAUGAUGAAACGUGGGAGGCGCUUGAGUCCUCUCAUCCCCAUCAAACCACCCAAUGCAGUAAAAGCACAAGAGCUGUAAUGGCAAGCGGCGGCGGCGGCACACAAUGCAGCACUGAGGGAGCACUGAGUGUGUGAGAGAACCCCGGCCAUUUCACCUCAGCACCUCGGCAUGCGUCUGUCGCGCUGACACUGGCAGCCAUGCACAUCAACGGGGGCCCAUUAGCUUCAUGGAUCUGCUGUGUGAUUGGAUCCAUCCAUCUGGCUCAUGCGAGCACCCGGCCAGAAAAUGGCGGGACAUCAGGAAUGCAGAGAAAAAAAGAGAACAGCGUCCUAGGGAUGGAGGAUACAGUACCAUUGCGUUUGAUCUUUAGUAAUGAGGAGGACAAUCAGACCACCCAAGGAUUGCUCAGCACCAGAGUGAGAGCAGGGAGCCCUCAGCACCAGGAUCAGCUCACUCACGUUGCCCAGGCCAGCUUUCAGAUUGAUGCAUUUGGGUCUUCCUUCAUCCUGGAUGUGGAACUCAAUCAUGACUUGUUGUCUUCAGACUACCGGGAAAGACAUGUAACCCAGGAUGGGAAAACAGUGGAGGUUAAAGGCGGAGAACAUUGUUAUUACCAAGGCCAAAUAAGAGGAAAAGCCAAAUCUUUUGUGGCUCUAUCAACUUGCAAUGGACUUCAUGGGAUGUUCUGUGAUGGAAACCACACAUAUCUUAUUGAACCAGGAGAGAAGUACAACCCAAAUGAGGACUAUCAGUUCCAUUCUGUAUAUAAAUCAAAAGUACUUGAAUUUCCUCUGGAUGAGCUGCCAUCUGAAUUCUGGGCACUAAAUGACACUUCAGUAAGGCUAAGCCAACAGACUAGAAGCCAAAGGAAAAAAAGGCAGACACGGCGGUAUCCUCGCAAUGUCGAAGAUGAGACCAAAUAUGUUGAGCUUAUGAUCGUUAAUGACCAUUUAAUGUAUAAAAAGCACCGUUUAUCAGUUGGUCACACAAACAGCUAUGCCAAAUCCGUUGUGAACAUGGCAGAUUUAAUAUACAAGGAGCAGUUAAACACAAGGAUAGUGCUGGUGGCCAUGGAAACCUGGGCAACUGAUAACAAGUUCAGCAUCUCUGAAAAUCCAUUGCUAACUUUGAAGGAAUUCAUGAAAUACAGACGGGAUUUCAUCAAAGAUAAAAGUGAUGCUGUCCACCUCUUUUCGGGAAGUCAGUUUGAGAGUAGCCGCAGUGGUGCUGCGUAUAUUGGUGGAGUGUGCUCACUGUUAAAAGGAGGAGGUGUGAAUGAGUUUGGAAAACCGGAUGUAAUGGCCGUUACUUUGGCUCAGUCUCUGGCUCAUAACCUCGGAAUAUUCUCAGACAAGAAGAAGUUGUUAAGUGGUGAAUGCAAGUGCGAGGAUACGUGGUCUGGAUGCAUCAUGGGAGAUAUUGGGUAUUACCUUCCAAGCAAGUUCUCCGUUUGUAACAUAGAAGAAUACCAUGAAUUUCUAAAUAACGGGGGAGGAGCUUGCCUGUUUAAUAAGCCACUUAAGCUUUUGGAUCCUCCCGAGUGUGGAAAUGGCUUUGUUGAGACCGGGGAAGAGUGUGAUUGUGGCACUAUUGCAGAAUGUGCUAUGGAAGGAGGGGAGUGCUGCAAAAAGUGCACCUUAACUCAAGACUCAGAGUGCAGUGAUGGGCUGUGCUGUUCUAACUGUAAGUUCAAUCCUAAAGAGAUGCUGUGCCGAGAAGCUGUAAACGAUUGUGAUAUCCCAGAGACCUGUACAGGAAAUACAAGCCAGUGUCCUGCUAACAUUCACAAACUGGAUGGAUACUCUUGUGAAAGCAUGCAGGGUCUCUGUUUUGGAGGAAGAUGCAAAACAAGAGACCGACAGUGCAAGUAUAUCUGGGGUGAAAAAGUGUCGGCUGCAGACAGAUAUUGCUAUGAAAAGCUGAACAUUGAAGGCACAGAAAAAGGCAACUGUGGUAGAAAUAAGGAAACCUGGAUACAGUGCAACAAACAAGAUGUACUAUGUGGCUAUCUCUUGUGCACCAAUAUUUCCAAUGUGCCGAGGCUGGGGGAGCUGGAUGGAGAUGUUACCUCUUCUUCAAUUGUAAAUCAGGGAAAGCUGUAUAACUGCAGUGGUGGGCAUGUGAAGCUGGAUGAAGACACCGACCUUGGCUAUGUAGAAGAUGGCACUCCUUGUGGCACUGGCAUGAUGUGCCUUGAACACAGAUGCCUUCCCAUCGAUUCCUUCAACUUCAGCACCUGCUUGGGCAGCACAAACAAAAUUUGCUCAGGGCAUGGUGUAUGUAGCAACGAGGUUAGGUGCAUCUGCGACAGGUUUUGGACAGGAGAAGACUGCAGCAGUUACUUACAUUAUGAUCAUAUUAAACCGGAAGGAGACAACAGAGAUGAAGGUGUAAUUAGCACAAACAUAAUAAUUGGAGCUAUUGCUGGCACCAUACUAGUGCUGGCCCUGGUGUUAGGAAUAACCGCAUGGGGGUACAAAAACUAUCGACGAGAAAGACAAAUACCCCAGGGAGAUUAUGUAAAAAAGCCUGGAGAUGCCGACUCUUUUUAUAGCGACUUGCCUCCCGGAGUCAGCUCAAACUCAGCAUCUAGUUCUAAGAAGAGGUCAAAUGGUUUAUCCCACUCUUGGAGUGAAAGGAUCCCUGACACUAAGCAUGUCUCUGAUGGCUGUGAGAAUGGUCGGUCACGAAGUAACUCCUGGCAAGGUAAUGUAACCAGCAGCAGGAAAAAGCUCAGAGGAAAAAGAUUUAGGCCACGGUCCAAUUCCACAGAGACUCUUUCACCUGCCAAGUCUCCAUCAUCAUCUACUGGAUCUAUAGCAUCUAGUAGGAGAUACCCAUACCCCAUGCCACCACUUCCAGACGAAGAGAGAAAAGCCAGCAAACAAAGUGCAAGGCUCUGGGAAACCUCCAUAUAAAUGAUUGGAAAACACAUUGCUUCACCUGCUGGAGAGUUAUCUCCGUACCCUCCAUCCAUCUUAUACAUCAUCCCGAGCCUCUUCACCCAUCCAUACUAACGGACCAUGGACACAUCGCUGUUUACAGAGGACCCUCUUUACCGCUGUUGGGAAGAGUCUCUUAACGACCAACUGCAACUUCUAUAUUCCUCAUUGGGGGGAUAACAAACAAAGGCUCACAAGGACACAGCAGAGAAAGAAGAGAGUAUUUUUAUGCAUGAGAAAAUAUGAAUAUCUUUUGAGACACCGGUUAUAAAUACUACAUAGAGCAGCCCACUCAUCCAGUGGCAGAAACUGAGUUGGACCCAGUCAUUGGUCGCAUGCAGUCACUAUGGAAGAUUAUGUUGAGUGCACGUUCACCCUGUAUUCCCAUCUCCAACGAUGACACAUAUUCCAGCCUAGCAUGCUGUCAUGGCGAAGAUACAUUUUUAAUUUAAACGACCAAAUUUACAAAAAAAAAAAAAAACAAUUUUGUACAUAUGUACAUUUUAAAUGGUAUAAAUACAUUUAUUACAUAGUAGCUUAUUUUGUCAAAUGCUUAACAAAAGCUGUUCAGCGAGUGAACCCGCCGCUACCAUUUCACACGGGUCUCCGGAAGGAAGUGGAACGAUCCGCCGCUACCAUUUUACACGGGUCUCCGGAAGGAAGUGGAACGAUCCAACGAGCAGUGGAGGGAUUCGGCUGAGAACACAGAGAUAUAUAUAUAUAGACAGAACAAGUCAAUAACCCAUACAUUUUAGAUAGAAAUAGGUAUUUCUUAUGUAGCUAGGGGGGAACAAAGGGCAUUGGGGGGAAAAUGAAUGCUUUGAUAAUGUCUUGAAGAUUUUUUUUUUGCCAUAUAUUUUGCAGGAAAUAGAGAUUCAAAAAGAAAAUGCACAAUGAAUUCUAGGCAUUAUUGUACUAACCAACGAACACUCAGAAAUCUAUUCCACUACCGCCCAGUAGGCGGCCAUCUUGGAGUUAGUAGAACGACCGUCGAUACUGAUCGCAGGAUCCAAGGAACUUGCAAAACAGCUCUCAAAGCCAAUAUAUAUAUAUCUCCUAUAUCCAAGCACAAGCUUGGGGACACAAGGAGUUUUAUUUCAUUACCUUACGGAUACGCCAACGUCAAUACUGUGCCUUUCAGAUGUAUCAGCUGAGAGUGAGAAGCUUGGGACAAACAUAACGGGCAACUGCUAUGGGGGAGAAGGCUACGUGUGUGUGUGGCUACAGACGAUCAGCAUUAUCUCUCUCUCUCGCUAUACAUAUAUAUAUAUAAGGCAGACAAAGUGGAAUGUAACAAUCCUUUAUCUUUGGUACCGCUUCCCUUGUAUUGGUUAUGCCAUAGCUUUUGUUAGCGUGCCAGUGUCUGUGUAUAGCGCUCAUUCCCCAGCCUUGCCAUUGUCUUGGUACAACCCGACAUGUUACUAAAGUCCUGAUCAGCUGCCAAGUGGUGAAAAAACCAUACGCCUCAUACUGAUCUGUAAGCUUGUGGCAAUAUUAGGGAUGCACCGAAUCCAGGAUGCGGCCAUUUUCAGCAGGAUUCUGUUUUGGCCGAAUCCUUGUGCCUGGCCAAACCGAAUCCUUAAAAUCAUGUGAUUUUUUGUCACAAAACAAAUUCGGUUCGGUAUUUGGCCGAAUCUUUCACAAAGGAUUCAAAGAAAAACAAAAAAGCAGGGAGCACUCACUGACCCUCAUGAAUCUCCGAUGUGCUACUACGUAAACCGCUCCCGAUGCGAUAUUCUUUCGACACAGAGCACCGGCAGCUUUAAAGUGGACCUGUCACCCAGAAAAAAUAAAUCUGUAUAAUAAAAGUCCUUUUCAAAUAAACAUGAAAUCCAA
This is a messenger RNA of Xenopus laevis (African clawed frog), 4784 nucleotides long. RefSeq names its product ADAM metallopeptidase domain 22 L homeolog (gene adam22.L). The transcript has 31 exons. The coding region runs from base 204 to 2924 and encodes 906 amino acids. Gene Ontology annotation, molecular function: metalloendopeptidase activity; metallopeptidase activity. The record is from RefSeq and is a predicted model, not a curated record. NCBI's taxonomy places the organism in Eukaryota, Metazoa, Chordata, Amphibia, Anura, Pipidae. Gene Ontology annotation, biological process: proteolysis. Gene Ontology annotation, cellular component: plasma membrane; endomembrane system; postsynaptic density membrane.